Messenger RNA from Phyllotreta striolata, 856 nucleotides. The record is from the annotation of a GenBank genome assembly. Lineage: Eukaryota; Metazoa; Arthropoda; Insecta; Coleoptera; Chrysomelidae.
AUGAUAAACGAGAGCCGACGGCAACACCGCGGCCCGGAGUACGCCAAAACGGCGGUACCGGCGUCGGCAUCGGCUGGGACGUCGCGACGCGCCCCCGUCGCGACGCUCUCCUCGCUAGAGAUGGAAAUGGACGAGCGGUACUUCCGGUCGGGGAAGGCGCGCUUCCGGUGCGCCGUCGCCAUCUUCGAUUUGUACGAGAGAGAGACGGAGCGCGUCGUAGAGGAGGACAGACCGAAGCCGAGGCCUUCGUCUGUGUUGGGCAACAGAGACACUUCCGCAGGUUUGUUCGUUGGACCUACUCGAGUGAUUUUCCUGUUGGUAUUCUUCGUGUACUGUUUACGGUAACAAUUAUCCUAAACAUCAUGUAGAACUGUGUUAAAAUGAUUAUCGAGAGGAAUCGAAUAAAAAUAAGCAGGGGAAAAUCGAAGUUCGGGGAAGUGUAAACAACGAUAGAAUUGAAUUGAAUUGGUUCGGAAUUCAACGAGGUGUGAUAAGAAAGCUUUUAUUUUAUGAAAAUUUUAUUUUUUGUUUCGUUUUUCCUCCGGCGAGUGUAAAUAAACAGGAAUAUUAUACGUUGUAAGGAAAAUAAAUGGAAGGUGUUUACGAUUUAAUAAAUGUUCGGUACUUGUAGGGUUUUCAUUUGAAUCGGUGUUAUUUUUUUAGUAAUUAAUAAUAAUUGUAUUAAAAUAAAUGGACUGUAUGUAUAUAGGUUAAAAAAAUCGAAUUAAUGUGACACAUAUUUGUUAUCAGUUGUCUGAUAUAAUGAAAUAAACGUUUUUUUGUUAUAUUUUGUUUGCAUUUUCCUUAUUCGUAACAAGCUUUAUUUAGAAACAGUUACUUUAUAACCGGUUAUUUU